AUGUUCUCCCUUCGAUCUUUGAUCGUCCUGUCUCUCGCAACGUCAUCCACAUUGGCUUCCCCCCCACGUCCCACACGAUCCCUCCCUAUCGACGGAACCGACCGUCCGUCAUCGACACUACACAUCGCCACGGACAAUGGGGGUCACACCCUGCACAGGCAAGAAGACGCCGACGACAUCCCCGGGACGUUAUCCCUCCCCGUCAUCCACAUGCCCAGAUCCGGUCUCCUCCGUCGGGAUGUCGAGAUGCAGCUCGAGAACCGCUCGGACAUAGCCUACUACACACAGAUCUUCCUCGGCACCCCUCCCCAACCAGUUUACGUGCAACUAGACACGGGCUCCUUCGAGCUCUGGGUCAACCCUGACUGCUCGACGCUCACGUCGUCGGCGGACAGGGCCUUCUGCGAGGGAGCAGGUCACUACACGCCGUCGGACUCGUCGACAUCUCGCGACGCCGGCACCUCCAACACGCUGACGUACGGCAUCGGCAGCGCCAACAUAAGCUACUACGUCGACAGCAUCGGCCUGGCCAAGGAGGCCACCUCUUCCAACAAGCUGAAGCAGGCCAAGUUCGGCGUGGCCGACGCCGGCGGCACCGAGGACCAAUUCGCCGGCGUCUUGGGCCUGGGUUACGGCGAGGACCGCGAUGACAACCUCGUCGAGCUGAUGGCCAAGCAGGGCCUGAUCGACGCCAAGGCCUUCUCCGUGGCCCUGGGGUCCAGGGACGAGGGCGGAGGCGUUCUCGUCCUCGGCGGCGUCGACACGGCCAAGUUCGACGGCGAACUCGUCCAGCUCCCCAUCGUACCCGCCGACCAGUCCCCGGACGGCAUGUCGCGGUACUGGGUCGCCAUGCAGUCCAUCUCGUACGCCGCCAACGCAUCCGCCCCCAACGCGGCGUCGGCCCUCAAGUCACGCACCUGGAACGGCACCGACUUCCCCAUCUUCCUCGACACGGGGUCCACAAUGACGCUCCUGCCCACCGACGUCGCCGACGCCAUGGCCGCCGACCUCGGCUCCGAGGGCUCCGACACCUCAGGUUUCUACCCCGUUGACUGCGCCAUCCUCGACAGCGACGGAUACCUCGACUUUGAAUUCGACGGCCUCACCGUCCGCGUGCCCCUCGCUGAAAUGGUCCGCUCAUUCAACUCCGGCGCCGAUCAGACUUGCUAUCUGGGCUUCUCACCUAGCGAUAACUUUGCCCUGCUGGGUGACAGCUUUCUUCGCUCGGCAUACGUCGUCUUCGACCUUGACUCCGACUCCGUCUUCAUGGCCCAAUAUGACAACUGCGGAUCCGACGUCUCCAAAAUCUCUUCCACCUCUGACCUCAAGGACCUCAAGGGCUCGUGCGGCAGCGGCGACCUAUACGAUUCCCUCUCGUCGUCAUCAUCGUCGCCGUCUUCUCCUUCCCCCUCGUCUGCGAUAUCCACCGCCACCGCCUCUGCCAAGGUCACCGACGCUGCUGCUUCCUCUGCCGAGUCAGCCUCUGCCGAGACCACUGCCAGCCCUACCGCCGCCAUCAACACCCACCAGACUCCUGUCACGUCUGUGACUAAGCCUGGGAGCACCGCUGCCAGCAGUAGCAGUGCCCUGGCGGAAAAUGACGGCUCUGGCUCGUCUGGCGGGACCAGUCCUGCUGGACGGGUGGAGGGUUGUUUCUGGGCUGUCGUUGUGUUGGCUGGUUUUGUUGUCGUCUCAUUGACAAUAUUUUGA
Geosmithia morbida is the source of this 1710-nucleotide messenger RNA. RefSeq names its product Eukaryotic aspartyl protease. The transcript has 3 exons. Gene Ontology annotation, molecular function: aspartic-type endopeptidase activity. The record is from RefSeq and is a predicted model, not a curated record. NCBI's taxonomy places the organism in Eukaryota, Fungi, Ascomycota, Sordariomycetes, Hypocreales, Bionectriaceae. Gene Ontology annotation, biological process: proteolysis. The coding region runs from base 1 to 1710 and encodes 569 amino acids.